This is a messenger RNA of Cadophora gregata, 2996 nucleotides long. RefSeq lists its product as uncharacterized. Gene Ontology annotation, molecular function: oxidoreductase activity, acting on NAD(P)H; 2 iron, 2 sulfur cluster binding. The coding region runs from base 254 to 1714 and encodes 486 amino acids. Gene Ontology annotation, cellular component: cytoplasm. The record is from RefSeq and is a predicted model, not a curated record. The transcript is spliced from 5 exons. NCBI's taxonomy places the organism in Eukaryota, Fungi, Ascomycota, Leotiomycetes, Helotiales, Ploettnerulaceae.
AUCUUCAUCAUCUUCAUCAUCAUCAUCAUCAUCGUCAUCAACCACAUCGACCGCAUCAGCUCAUUCAUCGGUAGAUGUUCUUGAUUGCCUUUAACCGUGUCAAAUAGAAGUUCAUGAAAUAAAGAAAGAAAGACUUCUAGCGCUACGGUCUACUUAUACGUCGCCUUACCAACUAUCUAGGUAUCAAGCACUCUUAAAGUUCCCGAAAGACUUUGAUCUCUUCUGUUUCGAACUUCCAAGUGCUUACCAUUACAUGCUUUCAACCCGUUGCGUCCUUCGAACUGGAUUUGGAUACACUGUUCGAAUCCGUCAGCCAAUUUCCCGCAGCCCAAAGCUUACAGAAGCACUUUCAACAACGUCUAGAGACAUGGCUCAAGAAUAUAAACUUAAGGGCUUGGCUAGCCUUGACCUCAAGCCCGGAGAGAAGAGAGAAGUUGAGGUGGAGGGAAUUGACGAAGGGAAAGUACUGCUAUGCAAUGUUGGAGGCAAAGUAUCGGCAUUGGGCAGCAAAUGUACCCAUUAUGGAGCCCCGAUGGUGAAGGGCGUGUUGACUGGCGAUGGCCGAAUUACUUGCCCUUGGCACGGAGCUUGCUUCAACGCCUCAAACGGUGAUAUCGAGAAUGCUCCCGCUAUCGAUGCACUUCCUUCAUUCAAAUUGCAAGAGAAGAACGGCUCGGUCUACAUCACUGGCGAACAACAGGCGAUAAAGGGUAGCAGACGGAGGCCGAAUAUCAAGAUCUCAGGUGCUCCAAGUGCCGAAAAGGUUGUCAUUGUUGGAGGAGGAAGCGGUGCACUAGGUACAUUGGAAGGGCUCCGAGAGAAUGGCUACAAGGGUGGUAUCACCCUCAUCAGCAGCGAAGGAUAUCUACCCUUUGACCGAACAAAAUUGUCGAAGGCUCUGAUCGAUGACCACUCAAAAAUCGCUCUCCGAGAUGAAGCUUGGUUCAAGGAGGGCUCUGUAGAUGUCGUUUCUGAUGAAGUAACUGGGGUGGACUUCGAUAGCAAGAAGGUUGCUACUAAGAGUGGCAGUUCCUACUCAUAUUCUAAACUGGUCCUCGCCACUGGUGGAACUCCGAAAAGUCUUCCAUUGCCUGGCUUCAAAGAGUUGAGCAACAUCUUUUUGCUCAGGACGAUUCCUCAUGUCAAAGCCAUCAACGCUGCAAUUGGCGAUAAGCGUAAAAAGAUUGUCAUUAUCGGCAGCUCGUUCAUUGGUAUGGAAGUUGCAAAUGCGCUUGCGAAAGAUAAUGACGUGACGGUUGUUGGCAUGGAAAAGGCACCCCUCGAACGUGUUAUGGGUGAGCAGGUGGGUCAGGUGUUCCAGAAGUCGCUUGAAAAGAACGGGGUCAAGUUCAAAAUGUCCGCUGGAGUUGAAAAGGCCGUUCCAUCCCAGUCCGACUCGUCAAAGGUUGGAGGAAUUUCUCUCAAGGAUGGCACCACUCUCCCAGCAGAUUUUGUGGUUCUCGGUACUGGUGUUGGGCCUGCAACGACAUACUUAAAGGACAACAAGGGUGUCGAGCUUCAAAAAGAUGGUUCGCUCAUGACUGAUGAGCACUUUGCAGUGUCUGGACUGGAUGAUGUGUAUGCAGUCGGAGACAUCGCUACUUAUCCUUACGUACGUAUUGCUUUACCUUCACGUCUCUCACAACCUGAAUAUCUACAUUCUGCUGGUCCUUACUUCUGGGACAGUUGCACAAAGCAAGUACUUACAUCAUGAGUAGAACGGGCCUGGUGGUAAUGGUGCUCUGACAAGAAUCGAGCAUUGGAAUGUUGCCCAAAAUGCUGGCCGUAGUGUGGCGGCAAACAUCGUUGAUCCUUCUGCACCGGCGAAGCCGUUUAUCCCUAUUUUCUGGUCAGCGCUUGGCUCACAACUUCGCUACUGUGGCAACACUCCAAAUGGGUUCGAUGAUCUGGUUCUACAAGGCCAACCUGACGAAGCGAAAUUUGUGGUGUAUUAUACCAAAGGUGAAACUGUGGUUGCGGUUGGUACCAUGGGGAUCGAUCCUGUUAUGACCGCAUCUUCAGAGCUGAUGAGACGGGGCGCCAUGCCGACGAAGAGCGAGCUGAAGAACGGUGUUGAUGUUCUUUCGAUCAGUGUUCCAGCCGAGGUGAAGAUGUGAUGGAUCUGUCAGAGAGAAAGAUCGCCGUGGCAUCUAAUGAAGCAGGCGGUACAACGAACAUCAUACGAUUCACCGUAAUCUAGCAAUCAUUUCAUUUGAUAUCGCUCGUCGGUGAUUAUUCAAAUGAUUAUACAACUUCAUGAUCAAUGUCUGCUUCUCGAGAACGUUUCCUUGACACACACCAUUGCUCAUCGUCACAAAGAAUCAUCCGACUACAAAUUUGUGUUGCUUCCACCCAGCAGGUGGAAUCUUAGAUUCAUUUGACAGAGUGAUCCUCUAGACGAGCCGAGAUCUAUCCGAGGUUGCGGUUAGACCGGUAAUUGAGUUCUCAGCAUCUUUAUAAUUCGUGGAGUCAUCUGCAUUAUCCCUAUGGUAAAAGCAUCUUUGUGAUUGAUUGCUUAUCAAGCCUAAGUGGCAGCGAAGCACUUCAAUGUUGAUGGUGGAUGAAACCUGAACAUGUAGUCUUCACUUCCAGGUCAGGACUCUCUGAUUUGGAUUUGAACAGAACGCCAGAUUCGCAGUCGAUCAGGAGUGUCACAAACAAACCUUCCUAAUUUUGAUCUGUGAAAAACUAAAAUGGGUAGAGCCAAAUUCUGACCUGGCUGGUUUAGCGAUAUAGUGAUUUGCCUCGGCUGAAGCCAUUAAAGGUCGGGUUAACCCUCGUGGUAUUUGAAUUUCACUGUGGAUAAUAGUCUGUUCCCUUACUGUUGGCGCUAUUACUUACAGUCUGUGAAAGCACGUGUCACGCAAAAUUCUCACGGGGCUCCUUACCGAGAAUUACUAAAGCCUUCUUACUUAAUAAUUUUACAAGUAACAAAUAUAUCAGAAAAAGUGUUAUAUUGUAAUAACACUCUUUGAAAAUUCAAAUAUAUAAAAGGA